AUGAGACCCCUAUCACCAACAUUGGCUGAAAUAGCCCGUCGGGAUUUAAAUGAAACACCGGAACGUAUACAUCAGGAUUUACAGAUUCUGCGGGAAUGGAUACGAAAGCAACGACAUUUGCGGGCCCGAACAUCUGAUGAAUUUUUAAUAGCAUUUUUACGACGUUGCCGCUAUAGUUUGGAGGAGACAAAACGGCGCAUCGAUAAAUUUUUCACUUUCUACAAUGUUUUUCCCGAGGUCUAUCGGAAUCGUUGUAUAACACGUCGAAUAUUUGAUAUUAAUCGAUUGGGCGUCCACUAUUAUCCCGAAUUUCCCAAGUGUUCGGACAAAUCUGCCAUACUUAUUGCCCGCUUUGGCCAGUUCGACCCCAGCUUCUAUCACGUCAAGGAGAUCUUCCAGUUCAUUAUGAUGGCCAUGGAAAUUAUUUCACUGGAAAAUGACUAUGCCACUGUGGCGGGCGUGUCACAAAUUUUAGAUUUACAAAAUAUUAACUAUGAUCAUCUGCAGCGAUUCGAUCGCACGAUAUUUCAGCGAUACUAUACCUGGCUGGAGGAAUGUUGUCCGUUGCGCAUCAAAGAGGUCUAUGUCAUAAAUGCCUCGAAGGAGAUACAACGACAUAUAAAUAUGAUGUUGAUAUUGCUGAAAAACCAAAAAUUGCAACCGAUCCAUGUCAUCAAGACCAUGGAGGAUUUAUACGAUCACAUACCGAAACGUAAUCUACCCGAAGAGUAUGGCGGUAGCAAUGGCCAUAUUGCCGAAUGCAUUGCCUAUAUGGAAGAUAUGUUACAUAAUUAUCGCAGCUAUUUUGACGAGGACACACUAUAUGGGGUAUCAGAAGAGCUAAGAACCGGUGAUAUUGUACCAUAUGAAGCGGAAUUUGGUCUAUAUGGAACAUUUAGACAACUGCCAUUUGAUUGA
Musca vetustissima is the source of this 918-nucleotide messenger RNA. Its product is annotated as alpha-tocopherol transfer protein-like. Lineage: Eukaryota; Metazoa; Arthropoda; Insecta; Diptera; Muscidae. Gene Ontology annotation, molecular function: phosphatidylinositol bisphosphate binding. Gene Ontology annotation, cellular component: membrane. The transcript is spliced from 3 exons. The record is from RefSeq and is a predicted model, not a curated record. Bases 1 to 918 code for a protein of 305 amino acids.